Molecule: messenger RNA, 1020 nt
Organism: Prunus armeniaca (apricot)
Lineage: Eukaryota; Viridiplantae; Streptophyta; Magnoliopsida; Rosales; Rosaceae
Source: the annotation of a GenBank genome assembly
AUGAAUCUCUCGUCGUCCUCGUCUGCUUCUUCGUCGUCUUCGACCGGUUCGUGGUUCUCCGGCGUGGUCCGCGGCCGGUCGGACCGGUCCGGGUCCGUCAAGAUGGGCUCGGAUUCUGUCUCCGGCGGUUCCGGCGACUUUUCUGGUUCCGUUGUACGGAAGAACCAGUUCCGAGGCGUGCUCUUCAAGUACGGCCCAAAGCCUAUUCAGGUUGCAUUUAAAACAGGUGAUUAUAGACAACAAGUCAUUUUUAUUGGUGGACUGACUGAUGGUUUUCUGGCAACAGAUUACUUGGAACCUCUUGCAAUUGCUUUGGACAAGGAGAAAUGGUCACUUGUUCAGCCACUCUUGUCAUCUUCAUACAGUGGAUAUGGCACUUCCAGCUUGCAACAAGAUGCAAUGGAACUUGAUCAGCUGAUCAGUCACUUUAUAAACAAAGAAGAUUCUGAGGGUGUGGUACUGCUUGGCCAUAGUACUGGCUGUCAGGAUAUUGUACAUUACAUGCGCACAAAUGCUGCAUGCUCCCGAGCGGUCCGUGCUGCCAUUCUGCAGGCUCCAGUCAGUGAUCGGGAAUACAGAGCAACUCUUCCCGAAACAGCUGCUAUGAUUGACUUGGCUUCAACCAUGAUUAGUGAAGGCCGUGGGUCGGAGUUAUUGCCAAGUGAAGCAGAUCCAGGAGCCCCAAUAACUGCCUAUCGGUAUCACUCUCUUUGUGCAUACAACGGGGAUGAUGACUUGUUUAGUUCUGACCUUACUGACGACCAGCUGAGGUUGAGACUUGGGCACAUGGCUAACACACCUUGCCAGGUUAUGUAUUCCAUGGCUGAUGAAUAUGUGCCAGACUAUGUUGACAAGAAAGCAUUGGUCCAAAGAUUGUGUAAAGCAAUGGGUGGUGCAGAGAAAGUUGAAAUUGAAUAUGGUAAUCACUCCCUUUCUAACAGAGUUGAUGAAGCUGUCCAUGCCAUUAUUGAUUUUGUUAAGAGAGAGGGACCUAAAGGCUGGGAUGAUCCGUGGCAUUAG